AUGACAGUGGGUUUGGAUUUGGAUGGAAAACAAAUGAGAGCAUGGGAACAAGUUCCAGUUCCAGUCUAUCAUCCUACACCUAGCCAAACUCGGCUAGCAACCCAACUAACAGAAGAGGAACAAAUUAGGAUAGCUCAAAGAAUAGGCCUUAUACAGCAUCUGCCGAAAGGUGUUUAUGACCCUGGAAGAGAUGGAUCAGAAAAAAAGAUCCGGGAGUGUGUGAUCUGUAUGAUGGACUUUGUUUAUGGGGACCCAAUUCGAUUUCUGCCGUGCAUGCACAUCUAUCACCUGGACUGUAUAGAUGACUGGUUGAUGAGAUCCUUCACGUGCCCCUCCUGCAUGGAGCCAGUUGAUGCAGCACUGCUUUCGUCCUAUGAGACUAAUUGAGCCAGGGUCUCUCAUCUGACACUUCAAGUGAACCAUCAUUUCUGGUGGUUUUGAUCUUUUGUCACUGAGCCCAAAGAGCCAGGGAUUAGGAAUUAAGAUCAUGCACAACAAUGCCCUUUAAAAAUUCCUGAAUGGCUGCAGAUAUUGGGGAAAGUAUGUGAUAUUUUAGAAACUUAGGGGGAAAGUAGGAUGGUAUUUUUAUGUAAAGCCUUGACCCAGUGUUUAAAAAAUAUAAUUGUAUUUAGAUCCUGUUGUUGCUCCAGUACAUAGGAAUUGUGUGACGUGUUUCAGCAGCUGUCGAUGUUUAAUUGUGUGUGUUGAAAGAUUUUAUUAGGAAAAAGAUAGUGGUUAUUUUUCCUAAAUGAACUUUCUUCCCCCUUUUUCCUACCCAAAUUCUUUUCUGAAGUUGCUGGCAUAUGGGUCAAGGUUUUAUUAAAAGCUACAUGUUACAACACUGGCACACAAAAAAAGUAGUUUUAAGCUUGUUUGCACAGGUUUGUUUUUUUUCCAUUGGAAAUGGAAUCCGUUGCCUUAGGUCUUUUAAAAUAGUGUAUUAUUAUCGUUGGGGCUGGCUCUAUGCUUGAAAACCAGUUUAUUUAUAACCUGCUUAAAGUGCUAUAUUCUGUUUGCAGUUAGGAAAUGCAGAAUUUAAAGUGAUCUCCUAGCUUGUAAGCAAACUGAGAUGCACUAUCCCUUUCCUAUAAAGACUGAGUGGAUGUGUCAAGUAACCAACACUAGUCAGGUGGGUGUAAUACCCUGUGUGUUUUCCUGAGUUUUUUGAUUGUUACUAUGGUGACAAUGAAGUCAGUAAAUUUGAACUAUUAAGAUACCUGAUUUAUUGCACUAAUUGUGCCACCAUGCCUAAAUAAAAAUAAAAAAAAUGGCAUCAUGGUGAAACUUGGAGCGAGCAAAAAGUUCCUCCGUUGUAACAAUUCUGAUUUGUUUUCUCCCCUGUACCCCUCUUCUCAAGGUUGUCUGGGACUAUAGCAAAAGGAUACUGCAUCUCAUUACUGUAGUGCUGAGGUUAUUGAAGUGACAGAAAACACAUCUCCGUUUCUGUUUCUUUGAGAGCUAUUUGGUAAGCUCUGUUAACUGACUGGCAAGUCAGUUAAGUAGGGAGAAUUAAGAUUAAUUAUUUCAUGUUUUGCACACAAAUGCAGAGUUUGUAUAACCUAACAUGACUUCAUAGUUGUGCUCUCAGAAAAGAAGGCAUUUCUCCUUUGUCUUUUUCUUGCAGUCAAUGUAAGGGCACUAUGAAUCUCUACUUUUCUGAAGUGUUUUUGGUAGAGGUGGUCUAGUAAAAGAUGUAGUAAUGUUUCAUCCAGUUAGCAUGUGUUUAUUUUCCCUUAUGUACUCAAAGGUGACUUGUUUGUUCAGCUCCGUGAUAUCACAGCUAAAAAGUCAUUCAUUUGCAAAAGGGGAAGCAGGCUUAACCCAACAAAGAAAUCAGAAGUGUUUAUUAUUUUAUAUUGCGUUAAAUAUUUGAAUCUUAACAGUUUUCUACACACAAAACCCAAAUAUCGUGAAGUUUCUUCCUAAUCAAAUGAUGGGCAAUUGAACAUGUCAAAAGUACUUUUAAAAGAUUUGCCAUUUGGCUGUAGUAUUCUUAUGUUGGGGAAUUCCCAUAUGAGCUCUUUGUUGGAAAGAUUUAAAGAUGAAUUUGAGAAAAGUGUAAAGAAAUGAGAUAAUCAGGUUCUGUCAAAUUGUUACAUGUAUCUUGCUUAUGUUUCUAUUGAUUAUAUCCACCCAAUUACAUAAAGCAAAUUUGGAGGAAAUACCUGAAGUUGUGCAAUAUUUUCAGUGAUAAUGCUUUUUUAUCCUAUGUUUUCUACUGAAACAUAAUAUCUGUGCCACCUGUUAUUAUGGCCAGACUUUUUUUUCUCCUUAGAUUGUUCAAAUUGGUAAAUGAACUUUAAAAAAUUAUUUUCAAUGUUACUGUUAGUCUUUCUUUAUUAUAAGGCUUUGUCUCAUAGAAGUUUGACAUUACCUAUUAAAGGAAACUGGUAUUGGGCUGA
Messenger RNA from Echinops telfairi (small Madagascar hedgehog), 2402 nucleotides. RefSeq names its product ring finger protein 11 (gene RNF11). The coding region runs from base 1 to 387 and encodes 128 amino acids. The record is from RefSeq and is a predicted model, not a curated record. NCBI's taxonomy places the organism in Eukaryota, Metazoa, Chordata, Mammalia, Afrosoricida, Tenrecidae. The transcript has 3 exons.